CGACCGGCAAAGGCGCUGUCUUGAGACACGACAUUUACGGGCGAGGGUUUCAGGUGGACUUCAUUCGGCUUGUCGAACGAAGCCUACCUGACAACGUACGGAAUUGAAAUAUGCCUACAUUCGUGAACGACGAAAACUCCCCUAUAUACGCUCCCAACGCCGGCGUCGUUCAUCUUGGAAACCAUCACGCACCAAACUUUGAAAAAUUGUCAACUGCUAAAGAAACCCUCAUUUCAAGACCGUUAACCACCACAAUUGACACGAAUGAAACUUGGGACGAUAACUCAUCUUCGCAUUCCUCUUAUAGCUCCGACCUACGGACGCGAAUGAAUGCGGAUGGGUCGACCGUGCCGAGCAUGACUGCUUGGCCCAAUGGCAGGUCGAGUAAAGACUCGAAUGGUUCCGCCGCAACGGGCCCAAACUCCAAAUAUCUGUCCAAUAUGAAAGCACCUUUGUCUAGAAACGACUCGUCAGAACAUCAGCCCACUGUGAACGGCGUAUCUCAAACAACCGAAAAUCAACGUAAGAGCACGUCGGAAUCUCAGCUCAAUCGCUUUUCUGUGGACUCUCGUGUUUCGGUUUCGGUACAACCUCCUGUCGAACAAUCCCGAAAUUCGCUGAGCAAUGGUACUGUGUCCCCCGACGGGUCGGUCCCGAGCUACUUACUACCAAGCCCAUUGACCCCGUCUACACCCAAUCCCGACCCGACUCAACGUAGAUCUCCGCCGCCACAGAGGUUUUCUGGUCCCCCGAAUUACCCGUCAACCGGGGCGUCCGUGUCCACAUCGGCACUGCAGGCUCCCUCAGGCGGGUUGAAACACAGACACACUCUCGAGGUGCCUAGAGUCCAGCCUGGGCGAGGAUCGAGAGAUAGCAAUGACACCGCAUUCGCUAGCGGUAGGUUCUCCCCUACCGGAGCUGGUCCAUCUCAACGCCGGGGGUCCCUGAAUCUUGGAAGACGUAAUACUCGUUCCUUGCACUCCGAUGUGCCUCGCGACGAAAUAUUGCCCGAUGACGAUGCUCUGAGGUGGGCAGAAGCAUAUCGACAAAAGCGGGCCAAAAAGAAGAAGCGGGAAGAAGAGGAUGAUGAUAGGGUCUUGGUCGGAACCAAGGUUGACGAAAAUCACGCGAAUUGGACGACGGCGUACAACAUGUUAACGGGUAUUCGUGUAUCUGUUUCUCGUACGAAUGCGAAACUCGACCGCCCCCUUACAGAUGCCGACUUCGAAACUAAGCAGAAAUCGACGUUCGACAUCGCGGGCAACGAGUUAGUCCCCUCGGCGAAAUAUGACUUCAAGUUCAAGGAUUACGCGCCCUGGGUCUUCCGGCAUCUUCGUGCUCUCUUUAGGUUAGACCCUGCCGAUUACCUGAUGUCACUUACGGGAAAAUAUAUCCUGUCUGAGCUUGGCUCUCCGGGAAAGAGUGGUAGUUUCUUUUAUUUCUCUAGGGACUACAAGUACAUCAUCAAGACUAUUCACCACAGUGAACAUAAAUUCCUGCGGAAGAUCUUGAAGGAUUAUUACGAACACGUCACGGAUAACCCGAAUACGCUCCUGUCCCAGUUCUACGGUUUGCACCGCGUCAAGAUGCCAUAUGGCAAAAAGAUCCACUUCGUCGUCAUGAACAACCUGUUCCCUCCCCACCGAGACAUCCAUACUACAUUCGACCUGAAGGGUUCCACUGUAGGACGUGACUAUCGUGAAGAAGACCUUGAGAAGAAUCCGCGGGCAACUCUAAAGGAUCUGAAUUGGCUACGACGAAAGAGGAACCUCGAACUAGGAAUCCAGAAGAAGCAACUAUUCUUGCAACAACUCGAGCGUGACGUUCGCCUUCUACAAAAGCUAAAGAUUAUGGAUUACUCUCUUCUCAUUGGAAUCCAUGACUUACGGAAAGGAAAUGAAGAGAACCUUCGAGGCAAGACACUACAGGUAUUCAACCCAGGGGGGGAUAGUCCGUCGGAUGAGGGGUUCGAUCCCAGCUCUGUCCUCAUGAGAACGCCGUCAAAACUAGAAAAUGCACGUAAAGCGAGGGAGCUAAGACAGAUGAUUAAGGCGGAGCGGCCUGUUCCCGUAGGCCAAACUAAUACCAAAAUGCCAGAUGAGCUAGCCGAAGGUCAUGGCCGAGGCGGAAUGUUUUAUAGCGACGACGGCGGCUUACGAGCGACUCACGAAGACAACAGCGCGGGUGAAGAAGUCUACUAUCUCGGAGUCAUUGACUGCUUGACACACUAUGGUGUGAUCAAGAAGAUAGAGCAUUUUUGGAAGGGUCUUUCCAGCGAUCGUACCCAAAUAUCCGCCCUGCCACCUGAGGAGUAUGGUGAUCGUUUUAUCAAGUUCAUGUCCGGUAUUACAAAAUCGCAGGAAGAGGCAAUGCGAGAUGCCCACGAACGCGAGGAAGCGGCCGUUGCGAUGGCCGAAAUGGAGCGUGCCCAACAAGACGACCUUGAGGCGCCAGGACCUAAUAGUGUGCCGCCCGCACCGUCUUAUCUGCCUCCUGCGCCGCCAGGUAUGAGAAGCCCAAGUUCUCCUGAACCAAAUCCCACUAUAGAGACUGCCCUUAAGAAGGCAAACGAGAAAGAUGGUGCUAAGGAGGAACAAGUGCCGGAACGUAAGAUAACGACGGCCAUAUCUCCUGGAUCAAGGGCCGACUCUCGUGCCGUUCUACCGGUUGUCGAGGAAACAGCGGAGGCAGGCUCAGUUGGUGGACGAAGCCAAGGCGACAGCGCUAGUGAAUCUCGACCUUAUACACCGUCGCCAACGGAGAGGCCGGAUGGAUUUACCAACCUGGGCCCUCAUGGUAUAGGGGGUAGGGGCCCACCAACGCCACCAAAGACCAGUUACCUGGAACCCGACGGUAGUUUCGUGAGUGGGAAAAGGAGUGGUAAUAGCGGUGGCGGGUUCAAAUUCCUAAGACACAAAUUCAGUCGUGAAAGUAUCGAGAAGGCACUGCCGCCUGUUCCCAAAUAAAGAUCUACGAGUCGAGCGAUUGCUAGGAAUUCUAUUGGCGUUAAGGUGUUGGAGUCAGGUAAUGGGAUUGCUUGAGUACCUUGACAAAUCGUUGAGUAACCCGAAGUUCCGAAGCGAAUAAUAUUGGAAGGAUGGCGAGACACCUAAUGAGCAAUAUAAAAUCGGGUCAAUAUCGAACUAUGUUUGCCUGGGGUAGGAGUGGU
Molecule: messenger RNA, 3169 nt
Organism: Annulohypoxylon truncatum
Lineage: Eukaryota; Fungi; Ascomycota; Sordariomycetes; Xylariales; Hypoxylaceae
Product: SAICAR synthase-like protein
Exons: 3
Coding region: 111-2966 (951 amino acids)
Biological process (GO): phosphatidylinositol metabolic process
Molecular function (GO): phosphatidylinositol kinase activity
Source: RefSeq, a predicted model, not a curated record